Manis pentadactyla (Chinese pangolin) is the source of this 4246-nucleotide messenger RNA. It is a transcript of the gene ADAP2, whose product is annotated as ArfGAP with dual PH domains 2. Gene Ontology annotation, molecular function: GTPase activator activity; phosphatidylinositol bisphosphate binding. The transcript is spliced from 11 exons. The coding region runs from base 109 to 1254 and encodes 381 amino acids. The record is from RefSeq and is a predicted model, not a curated record. Gene Ontology annotation, cellular component: plasma membrane; intracellular membrane-bounded organelle. NCBI's taxonomy places the organism in Eukaryota, Metazoa, Chordata, Mammalia, Pholidota, Manidae. Gene Ontology annotation, biological process: positive regulation of GTPase activity.
GCCGGGCUCGGUCCCUCUCCGUCUGCGCAGCGAGCGCACGCGCCUUGGGCGCCCGCGGGCCGGGGGGCGGCCGGGCUGAGCCCCGCUGAGCCCUCCGGCCGGCUGGCCAUGGGCGACCGCGAGCGCAACAAGAAGCGGCUGCUGGAGCUGCUGCAGGCGGCGGGCACAGGCAACGCGCUCUGCGCCGACUGCGGGGCGGCGGAUCCGGACUGGGCCUCUUACAAACUGGGCAUCUUCAUCUGUCUGAACUGCUCCGGCAUCCACCGCAACUUCCCAGACAUCAGCAAAGUUAAAUCCGUGAAGCUUGACUUCUGGGACGACAGUAUUGUGGAGUUUAUGACCCACAACGGGAACCUCCGUGUGAAAGCCAAGUACGAAGCCAGAGUCCCUGCAUUCUACUAUAUCCCCCAAGCCAACGACUGCAUGGUUUUAAAGGAACAAUGGAUUCGAGCUAAGUAUGAAAGACAGGAAUUUAUGGCUGAUGGGAAAACCAUCUCACCCCCAGGUAACAGAGAAGGGUUCCUGUGGAAGCGGGGAAGGGACAACGCACAGUUUCUGAGAAGGAAGUUUGUCCUCCUGGCAAGAGAAGGCCUCCUGAAGUACUAUACUAAAGAAGAGGGUAAAGGCCCCAAAUCUGUCAUCAGCAUCAAGGACUUGAAUGCCACGUUCCAAACAGAGAAGAUAGGAAAUCCCCACGGGCUGCAGAUCACCUACAGGAAAGAGGGCCACAUCAGGAACCUGUUUGUGUAUCACGAGAGUGGGAAGGAGAUAGUGGACUGGUUCAAUGCCCUCCGUGCAGCCCGUCUGCAGUACCUAAAAAUGGCCUUUCCUGAGCAACCGGAGUCUGAGCUCACGCCUCUCAUCACCAGGAACUACCUCAAACAAGGCUUCAUGGAGAAGACUGGCCCAAGGCAGAGAGAACCUUUCAAGAAAAGAUGGUUUGCCCUGGAUCCCCAGGAGCGGAGGCUGCUCUAUUACAAGAACCCACUGGAUGCCUUUGAACAGGGCCAGGUCUUUCUCGGGAGCAAUGAACAGGGGUAUGAGGUAUAUGAAGACCUGCCCAAGGGCACCCGAGGGAAUCGCUGGAAGGCCGGCCUCACCAUCGUCACUCCUCAGCGGAGAUUCAUCUUCACCUGCCCCAGCGAGAAGGAGCAGCGGGAAUGGCUGGAGAGUUUUCGGGAUGUCCUCUCCCGCCCCUUGACACCCCUCAACCUCCUCACUGCCGCAACAGAGAGUGACCACAGCAACAGGUGACCGACCCACUGGCCGAGAAGCCGGCUGGCCACUGGCCACCUGGAGCUCCUGGUGGGGAGGAGAAGUUCUCACCUCAGCCUGGGUUGCCCAGCAGGAGGGCCCUGCAGAUGGCAGCCAAGACCUGAUGGCUCCUAGGUCUCCCCACUGCCCAGCUCUGGGGGUCUUGGGGACCUGGCACAUGUCCUUAAGGCCCAGGACAUCUGAAAUAAGGGAACUGGAAUGGAUCCAUACCCACAGCAUUACACAAGUUGUAUGCUUGCUCCAGAAAAAAAAAAUUUAAUCUGAAUCUAACUGUGAAGAAACAAUUAGACAAAUCCAUAUCAGGGCCAUUCUACAAAACAGCUGACCCGGGCUCUUCAAAAAUGUCAAUAUCAUGAAAGCUAAAGCAGUGUGCAAACUGUUCCAGAUUAAAGGAGAUUAAAGAAGCAACAAAAUAUAAUUCAUUAUUCUCGAUAGGAUCCUGGAUUUACAAAAAACAGAUAUAAAGGACAGAAUUGAGCUAACUGGGGAAAUUUGAGUAUGGAUGUAUAUUAGCUAAUAGUGUUGUGAGAUUGUGAUAAUCACGCUCUAUUUGUGUAGGAGAAUGCUCUUAUUCUUAGGGGGGCACGUGCUCAAGUGUUCACGAGUAAAAUGCAAUAAUAGUCCACAGCUGACUCUUAAAUGGUUCAGCAAAAAGUGAGUGUAUGUAUAUAUGUAUAUGUAUAGAGUAUUGUGUUUAUAUACGAAAGGACAUACACACACACACACACACGUUUACAGGGAGAGUGAGAAAGUGGGCCACUGUGCAAAAUGUUAGCAAAUGAUGAAUUUAGAUGAAGUAUAGGUGGGUGUCUUUAUUGUCCUAUUACUGCAAAUUUUCUAUAGAUUUGAAAAUUUUCAAAUUAAAAAGUUGGGACAAUAAUUUUUAAAAACAUCCACUUCUCACUCCUCAAAAACGGUGUUUUUUCUUAUGAGAGUCCCAUCUUUGUGCACAUUUAGAAUAAAUAAAAGCCUAGAUAAUACAAAAAAAUGGUGCCCACAUUCAUCACAGCCAUGCCCUGGAGGGAAGCCAGCCAUGGAGACAGCUCCCGGGACCCCAGGGCAGAGAGCGGUCCAGCCUGCACGCCAGGUCUGGCCUUGAGGCUUGGAAAGCUCACUUCCCUACUUCCGUGCCAAGGUUUUUUCUCUUUCUGAUGAGGUAGAAAUAAUUGCAAUUCACUGGAAGCAAUGAAUAUUUUUGAAUACGUCCCAGGUGCCAGGCUCUGUGCCAAGCCCUGAGAAUAGGUAGGAGCCAGUUUAUCUGGUCCUGCUGUCACAGGCUUCCGACUGCUGGAAGGCAGCCCUUACACUGGGCAGGACAAUGCGGAGAGUGGUCGGGAAGGAGAAGCACAGGCUGCUGUGGGGGCAGGUGGCAACAGGGUUUACCCUGACUAAGGAGGAGAGGGGACCCUCCUUCCUCUCCAGAAUGCGAUGUUGAAAAUUAAAGCUCUUUACAGGUUAGUCGAAAGGAAGAGGACAAGGAAAACACUAGACUGAGGGAAGAAAGUGUUCAGAGGUCUGGAGAUGGGGGAGAGGAAAUGAAAGAAAUCUCCAGUGGCUGAAAUGUUAGAGAACUGGACCACCAAGGUCUCUGCUCUGUGAUUCUUUGUUCCUUUGAGCAAUAUGCAGACAGAUGUCGGGUGUUCUCUCUGCAUUUCAGUGGAGACCCAUGGGCUUCGGAGGAUCUUUAAGAUGUUGUCUGCUUUUUAUGGGAUCCCCCAAUCAGAGAACAAGCAAUAUCAUUGGGAUGUCUUUUCUGAGGCUUCCUGACUACCCAGAUGGAGACAUGGGUGCUUCCUCCUCUGGCUCCUAAAGCACCUUGAAAACAUUGUGUCAACCUGCUCUGCUGGGUUGUAUAAUAGGGGUUAGUUUACUUGUCUGCCUCUUUUUUACCACCCAUGAGCUCUGAUGGCUGUCCUCUGCUAAGUUCUGAGGAUAAGAAAAUCAAUAAAGGCAUAGUUCUACCCUCAAGGAAUUUACGGUGUGGAGGGGAAGAAAGAGAAAUAAACAGGAGGCAGGAAGGAAGCUGCUGGGGGAGAGAAAGUGGGAUUCCAAGAGCCCCUCAGAGGGCAGAGAAGAGGUACAAGAGAUGGAGAUAAAGUCCCAGUGAAAUGAAGCGCCUGCUUUUGGUUUUCUAAGGCGGGGCUGGAUCUCUGUCUUUGAACUCCCUGAGGAUAACUCUGGACUCCUAUAUUAAGUCCUCUUCUCCCUUUUGACUUGUUAGCGCAAGAAAGUUCCUGUUAGUUGAAUCAGUCCUGACCAAUAAAGAUCUCCAGGAGAGGUGUCAUCUGUGCUGAAUCCUGAAGGAUGAGUAGAAAGCACUUGGGGUGGGGUGGCGGAAGGCAGAGAAAGAAGUGUAUACAAAGGCCCAGUGACAAGACAGCACAGGCCUGUUCAGGGAACUCCAAAUAAUUGAAUAUGGCUAGAGCACAGAUUGUCAGGGGCAGGACUGGGGGCGAGGAGUAGUAAGAACAGAUCAGACUUGGAGGAGAGUCUGCUUCUGGUAAAGGUGGGGUAGAAUGUCCCGCAUGUCAGAAUAGUCAUUUCACACGUAACAGUUAGAAACUCUACAGAAUCUAACAAAACAAGUAUCUGGAAAAUGACCUAAAGCAGGCAGAAAUCAAACAGGAGCUGUCAUAAGAAAGAAGCAAGGAGUGGCAUGGGUGAAUCUUUUAGCUUUUAACCUGAGGGCAGGUGCCUCACGAGGCCACUGAAACUCUGAUGGAAACCUUCAAUCUUACUGAAUGAAAGAUAGAGGACAGAGUUUAAGGGCACCGGGGCAGCUGGAAGGUGAGAGAGGGAAGCCUGGGAGGAGAGGGCCAUAGACGGCGAGCUCAGAAUUCUAGCCACAUGUUACUGUUGAGCAUUGGAGGGUGAUUAAUGCAACAAAGGGAUUGCAUUUUUCAUUUUACUUAAUUUUGUCUAAUUUUAAGUAAUUGAAAUUCAAAAUAAAAAACGGAAACGGUGUAAAUUA